Molecule: messenger RNA, 9687 nt
Organism: Anthonomus grandis grandis
Lineage: Eukaryota; Metazoa; Arthropoda; Insecta; Coleoptera; Curculionidae
Product: laminin subunit alpha-1
Exons: 42
Coding region: 147-9377 (3076 amino acids)
Biological process (GO): axon guidance
Cellular component (GO): basement membrane
Source: RefSeq, a predicted model, not a curated record
CUGUACCGGGUCGAGAAACAACCUCUCGAACACGUGCGAUAAAAAUUACGACGAGAAAAUACUGUUUUUUUUCUUGAAAAUGUAGUAGACUAUACGGAGUAUGUGAGGAUAAUUUAUUGAUUUCAGUGACUUAUAAAACAGUGAAAAUGCAUUGUGGGAAAAUUUUUGUUUUGGUGCUUUUAGUGGUAGUUAAUUGGGUAGGAGUCGAGGGUAAACAACAUAGGAAUAAAGGAGGUGGCAAGCAUAAUUUAAAAUUCCUAAAGAACCAUCGAGGCAUAGGGAACAAUGUCAGGAGAAACGCAAACUCCACAACAGUCGGCUUGUGGCCAUCCGUUUUCAAUUUAGCCACAAAAGCUGACAUUGUGGCUAACGCCACCUGUGGCUCGGACUAUGUGCAAGAGUUUUGCAGACUGGCAGAACCGGAAAGGUGUGGAAUAUGCGAUGAAAACAGUGCAGACCUUGGAAAAAGGCACCCUAUUAUUAAUGCCAUCGAUGGAACAAAUAGCUGGUGGCAAAGCCCACCUCUUAGUUAUGGAAAAGAGUUCGAGUUUGUUUCCGUUACUGUGGACUUAAAGCAGAUAUACCAAAUAGCCUACAUAAAACUAAAGUCAGCAAUAUCUCCACGACCAGCUGUAUGGGUCCUAGAAAAAUCUCUGGAUAACCAACGCUUCGCACCUUGGCAAUUCUUCGCUAGAAACGCAGAGGAAUGCCAGCUCGAAUUCAAUAUGACAGCAACCAAAGGCAAACCUCGGUAUUUCACCGAUACUGAUGUAAUUUGCACCACGUUUUAUUCCAAAUUGAAACCAUUAGAAAACGGAGACGUUUUCAUCUCGUUAAUCGAAGGACGUCCAGGUGAAAGCGAAGCAAGUCCUGAAAUCUUAGAAUUCACCAAAGCAAGAUACGUGCGGUUCAAUUUUAAGGGCCUACACGGAAAUCUGGAUUCUGACCGACUAAAGAACGAUCCCUUAAGGGACAAAAAACUUUUUUAUUCUAUAAAGGACAUUGAUAUUGGGGGACAGUGUGUCUGUAACGGACACGCGGAAAAUUGCCGACAUAAUGUGGCCAGUGGGCAUCCUGAAUGCGAAUGCCAGCAUCAUACCUGCGGGCCAAAUUGCGAAAAAUGUUGUCCAUUGUUCAACCAGAGACGUUGGUCACCAGGUUCAUCGAGAAAUUUGCAAAAUUGCAUUCCAUGCAAUUGCCAUGGACAUGCCAAAAGUUGUUAUUUUGAUGAGGAAGUAGAUAGGGCUGGACUAAGUCUAAAUAUCAUCGGGGCUUAUGAAGGAGGUGGUGUUUGUGAAAAUUGUACGGAUUUUACCACAGGAAUAAACUGCGACAAAUGUAUCUCGGGAUAUUUCCGCCCAUUUGGAGUUUUACCUCAGGACCCCAAUCCAUGUGUCAAGUGUGACUGCAGUCCUUUUGGGACUACUGAGCAAAUAUGUGUUCAGUAUGGUUCUCUAGCGGGAACAUGCAAAUGCAAACCUGAAUAUGAUGGGCCGAAAUGUGAUAAAUGUGCUCCUGGUUUUAGGGGCUACCCCCAAUGCGAAAAUCCUUGCGAUCCUAAAGGUGUAAAAUUAUCUCUAGAAGAUAAUAUGUUAGAUGUUGAACAAUGCACUUGCAAGCAAAAUGUAGAGGGUAAAUUUUGCGAUCGAUGUAAACCAGGAUAUUUUGGACUAAGCUAUGACCAUCCUGGAGGAUGUUUAUCUUGCUACUGUUCUGGGGUAACUAGUUUAUGCGAAUUGGCCAUUGUUAAACCUAAAAAAAUUAACAAUCUGCAAAACUGGCGCCUAACCGACUUAGAUGUGACCGCCUUCGAAAAUGUCACCGUAAGUUAUUCUGGAAUAUUUUCAACUCGCGAAGGCAGCGAUGGUGUUACUCGCUAUUGGUUGGCUCCGAAAGAAUAUUCUGGAAAUAAGUUGGAGAGUUAUGGGUCAAGUUUUGAAUUCACGGUGCGAUGGGAUAACUUCCGAGGAGAUACUAGCGGUGGGCCAACUAUUGGACCUGAUAUGAUCCUUGUUGGACAAAAUGGCUUAAGAAUAGGAUAUGGAGACGACGUGUACUUCUCCGGAAGCCAUGAUUUUAAAAUUCCGUUAAACGAAGGGAGUUGGUACGUAGUACCGAAGGAAGUCCACCAAAUAAAUACCAAGAUGAACAAGGACGAGUAUCAUGGAAGUUCUAUUAAUAGACAUCAAUUUUUGAGUGUAUUAGCUGAUGUUAAAUAUGUUUUAUUGAAAGGAACUUUCCAUACUGAUCAAAAUGAAGCCUUAUUGGAAGAACCAACUAUGAGUUAUGGGUCAGAGGAAUUUAAUUAUGAUACUGGAAGUGUCGAAAAGUGUUCGUGUCCCACAGGUUAUAUGGGCUUAUCAUGCGAAAGCUGCUCUUUUGGUUACGUCAGAAUUAUCCCAGACAAUCAAAUUGCAGAUAAAAACGGUUAUUGUGCCAAAUGUGAUUGCAAUGGUCACUCAGAGACUUGCAAAGAAUCGGGCGAAUGUUUCUGCGAGCACAACACAAUUGGUGAAAAAUGCGAGCGCUGCGCAGCCGGAUAUUACGGUAAUCCUCUGCGCGGUACUUCUGACGAUUGCAGGAGGUGCGCAUGUCCAUUAGAGAACUCAGAGAAUAAUUUUAGUCCUAGUUGCCAAUUGGAUUUUUUCAAUUUGUACAACGAGGGUGGAUAUGUCUGUACUCAAUGCCCUAAAGGGUAUACCGGGGAUCAUUGUGAAAUUUGCGACGAUGGAUAUUUUGGAGACCCAACAGAAAUCGGAAACAGUUGCAAACUGUGUGAUUGCAACGGUGGUCAAUGUGAUAGAAAAACUGGUCAGUGUCUGGCUUGUAAAGGAAAUACCGAAGGAUGGAAAUGUGAAAAAUGCAAACCAGACCACUACGGUGACCCUGUCAACUUAAACUGUAAAGCAUGCGAAUGUGACCUUAUUGGAUCAGAAUCAAAACAAUGCGAUAACGUAACUGGACAGUGCGUUUGCAAGGAAAAAUUUGUUGGCAGGACUUGUGACCAAUGUGAAUUAGGAUAUGGCAACGUUUCCGCCCUCUGUCCGCCUUGUAACUGCAACACCAUAGGAUCUAAGUCCGGAUUAUGCGACGUCCAUACUGGGAUAUGCGAGUGCUUGCCAGGAGUUGACGGUUUCCGAUGCGAUGCCUGUCAAAAUCUACAUUGGGGGUUUUCAGCUGAUGGAUGCCAAGCAUGUAACUGUGACCCAAAUGGCUCGAAGUAUUCAUCGUGCGACCCAUCGACAGGCCAGUGCAUUUGUAAAUCCCAUUACGAGGGAAAAACUUGUGACAGUUGCAAGCCUGGAUAUUGGAAAACCUUAAAAAAAGACUGCAUCAAAUGUCACUGCAACGAGUUCGGCGCACUGGACAGCGUGUGCGACCAAGAGAACGGCCAAUGCAAGUGCAAACCCGGCAUUACCGGACAAAAUUGCGACCGGUGCAUGCCCAAUUAUUUCGGCACCGUCGACACGACUUGCAUAGAAUGUGAACCCUGCACCAAAAAAGGCCACGUAUGCGGUAAAGGAGGCAAAUGCCUCUGCCCACCCCUGACCAUUGGUAAAGAAUGUGAACGUUGCACUCUCAAUGCUUGGGACUACGAACCCCUAAAAGGAUGCAAAGCAUGUAACUGUUCCCACACUGGCUCAACGUCCCUCCAAUGCGAGAAAUUUAAUGGUUUUUGCCCAUGCAAAAUCGGCUUUGACGGAUCUAAAUGUGACAGAUGCGCUUUCGGAUACUACGGGUACCCUAAUUGCAGAAAGUGCUUGUGCAACUCGGUUGGUACAUUGGAGACUGAAUGUCAAAAUGGGUUGUGUCAGUGCAACGAGGAUGGAAGGUGCAAUUGCAAAGAAAAUGUUCGUGGUUCAAAAUGUAACAUGUGUAAAGUGGGUACUUUCGGAUUAUCAAAAGAAAAUCCAAAGGGUUGUAGGGAAUGUUUCUGUUUCAAUCGUAGUGACGAUUGCGAGGACACAAAUUACAAUUGGGACAAGAUCAGAUUCGAAAAGUUUGAAAAUGGAAUUGAAAAUAACGAAGCGAUAAGUUCGGAUACCAUAAGCCUUCCGAAGCAAUUCAUGGGCGACCUAACUACCUCCUACGAUGGCUACCUUAGCGUUAAUGGUACAGGAGGGCGCUUUAGCGUCUUUCUCACCGGUAAUGGUAUUUCCCUCCAAUCGGACGUCAGCACUCAUGAGUUAAGAUUUAACGAAAAAUUUUGGACAGUCACCUCAGGAGAUCUCUUCCCGACAUGCCAGCACGCGCUGACUAAAGAAUGCUUUUUGGUGGUUUUACAGCGGGUUACCAGUGUUGUAAUUCAAGGCCAAGGCAUGGAGAUCGUCGAAGUGCUACUGGACUCUGCUAAACCUUACAUCCCAUACAAUAGAACAAGUCAUUCGAUAGAAAAGUGUGCGUGCCCAAAUGAAUACACCGGCCUAUCCUGUCAAAAUCCAAACACCGGGUAUUAUCGGUAUUUUCCGGAAGAGAGUGACGUCACUAGAACGUCUUGGAUAGACUCUGUGAUUGGGGCGGCUAGGCCAUGUGACUGUAACGGACGCUCCAGCCAAUGUCAUCCAGACACUGGAUUUUGUCAAAAUUGUAACAAUAAUACUGCAGGGAAUCAUUGCGAGUUUUGCGCAAUUGGUUUUUAUCAAGAUUACGUUGGAAACUGUCAGGCCUGUCUUUGCCCAUCUGAAGAGGAUAACAAUGCUGAAAGUUGCGUAGCCAAAAAGUUUGGGUUUGUUUGUCACUGUAAAAAAGGUUACACUGGUUCAAAGUGCGAUUCUUGUAAGGAAAGCUACUACAGAGACACCAAAACAAACAAAUGCGUACCCUGCAGCUGUAACUUUUACGGAAGUUAUUCUAGCGUAUGCAAUGCCAAUGGAAUGUGCGAGUGUAAGCCCGGAUUCCACGGAAAUAAGUGUGGCGAAUGCUUGCAUCCUCGCGAGUUUAUUAAAGAGGGAGUUUGCACACCUUGCGAUGAAUGCACCCAACUGCUCUUUAAGGAUCUGGACCGUUUAUCCAAAGCUUUGGAAGAUAUAAAGGAUAUUUUUAAGGAUGGCUUGAGCGCCCCUUGGAAGUUAUUGGAUUCAUUAAAAACAAGAUAUAAAUGGACAAAUAAGAAAUUUGAUUAUAGAUUCCUUAAGACAAACGAAAUUUUGCUGAAAGGAAAUAUUAGCGGAAUGGAGGAUGCUGUGCUAAACAUUGUGACAAAGGUGGAUGAACUUAAUAAGGAUAUUGCUCUAAGUAUCAAAAAAGCUGAAGAGAAUAUUAAUAAUUUAAGCGAAAUGCAACAAUUUAUAAAAGGCAUUGAAGGCAACCUGUCCUCCUUAAUUCAAACUUUAAGAAAUUUCGGAAAGAAACAUGUUGAUGUCGAGGAAGCCUUUAACAAAGCGACAACACUUGUAGCAGAGAUUCGUGAAACAAUUGAUCCUUUGAUGCAAGAAAUUCAGGAUUAUCAGCAACCAAUCUUGGCGUAUUGUGAUAAAAUUCACAGAGAAGUCGAGAAAAUUUGUCACAAAAGUCCCGAGCUGCCCUAUGAGGACUUAAACGAUAUUAAUAAUAAAAUUGAUGAACUUGAUCUGCUUACAAGAGAGGCAGAGGAAAACAGUGCAGUUGCCGAGCUACAAAACGAUCAAAACAAUGAAGCUAUGCUGAGACUACAAAAUUUAGUCAAAAGCAUUGAAGAAAUGGUUAAAAGUUUAGAAAAGUCCACUGAAAAAAGUCAAAAGAUGGUUGAAGGAAUUAAAAUCUCAAUAGAUAAUUUGGAAACUAACAUUGAAGCGAUGGAAGAGUUUGAUUUUACUAUAAUGGAUGAUUUCAGCGAGAGGAUCGAGAGCUAUGAAGAUGAAAGGCCAGAGUUGGAAGAUUUAGUUGAUCGGGCUUUGGUGCAUGCCGAUGACCUUAAGGGAUUGGUCAACAGUAGAAUUGGUCUACUAAACUUCACAAGAGACGAGACGGAAAAAAUACAAACCAGCACAGCAUACAACGAAAUAUUUGAAGGCAUAAGUGAAGCCAAGGAUCGAGCCAAUAAAGGUCAAGAAGUCUUAAAAGAGGCCAUCAAUCUUAUGUAUCCCAAAGACAGCGAUAGACUUAUUGAUAAGGCAAAUUUGGCUCACUCCAAAUCAGAUAGAUUGGCUCAUCGUAUUACCAAUAUGAGGGAUAUUUCAAAUAAAUUUAACUCUUUACAAAACGACUUGGACACGUUCAAAAACAACAUUAUAGACAGUGGUCGUUUCAAUAAUGAACUAAAUCGACAACUAUUAAAUCUGGAAUACCAGCUAACUUCAAAAGGUGACAUGGUCAGUAAGCUGCACGAAGCCAUGAAUAACAGUAGUAAAAUAGUCAAUGACAUGCGCCGAAUCGAGAACGAUGUCUCUGAACUAAACAUCACAACGAGAUACGAUUUGUUUAAUGAAAAAGAUGGAUUUUUUAAUGCGAGGUCUGAAGCAGAACAAGAAAUUUUUAAAGCAAGUGAGUCUGUAAGGGCUGCCAUCAGAAAAGUCAGUGCUUUACUAGAAAGUAACAAAGAAAUAGACGAUAGUGCGAUUAAAAAUGGUAAAAAAAAUCUGGAUCGAGUUACUUUUAAGAUUGGCGACUUGCAAAAUAAGAUUUUGUAUGCCAGGCAAGCGGCUGAAUCGAUAAAUAUUCCCAUGGGCCUGUCAAAUUGUUCGAUGCUCUACUCCAUCCCCAAGACAGAAAUUUUCAAAAGCUUAGCCAUUACCUUCAAAUGUACCAAUUGCCAACUAUUUAAAUGGGAUCGAGGUGGUAUUAAUAUUAAAAUUAAAAACGGCAGGGCAAUUUUGAGUUACUCUAUUGACGAUCAAAAUGACGAAAUCACCACUGAUAACGAAGGAGAGGUAAAGACAGAAAAGACCUUGUUGGUUCAAAGAGUGGGUUCUUUGUUACAAAUGAGACUGGACGAGGAUAGUUCUUGGAAAAGUGCCAGAAUUGGCUCUAAGGUCCUCGUGGUGGAUCCCAGCGAUAGAUUCCAAGUUGGAGAUGGAUUGCCUGUUCAGAAUAAUGCGUAUAUUUUUAAAUUUACUAUUAACGAUAAUAAUGUUGGGCUGUGGAAGUUUAUCCAGACAUCUGGACACUGCAAAGGUGUUAAGGAACGUUCUGAUGAGAAGAUUGUUGCCGGGGCUCAACCCUUUUUUUCUGGAUAUGGUUACAAGAAAUAUGGAACUGCACCGUUAUCUCCGAUUAAAUUCGCUAUACCGUUUUAUUUCUCGACUUUUGACGAUAACAGCUUGAUUUAUUUGGCGCAUGAUCGUGAGCACCCCUCAGCAUUCAUAGCUCUAACGCUAGAAGAUGGCCAUUUAAAAUUCAACGUGCGCCACAAUAAUGGAAAAACCGUCAGUUUGAAAACCAAUAAGAAAUUUAAUGAUGGCAAGACUUAUUCUGUAGAUAUUGCUAUGGUUUAUUUAAAUAAGAUGCAAUAUUACACCCUGGAAACUGAGAAGAGUCAGGAAACUACUAAAGAGAGGCUUGAUAAUAACGCUGUAUUCCGAAUCAAAAAGGCCGUUCAUUAUGUUGGUGGAGUUGCUCCAACAUUGGACACAUCCAGUCUUAACGUAACCACAAGGUCAUUUUUGGGAUUCUUGCGCCCAAGGGCACAGUUGAGCAAGGAACUGAUCUCGUCAGGUGUUACUGAAAAAACUGGAGAGCUUGAACUUGAAAAAGCCUGGUUUAAUGGUAACGGUACUCUCGAACUCUCUACCAAACUAGUUGAGAGCAGAACUUCUCAAAAGUUAGAAUCUAUUGCGUUUAUAUUAAGGCCAAUGAACUCUAACGCUGGCCUAAUGGAUAUUAAGCAUUUUGGAGCGAUAACUCUCUCAGAUCGUCUGAUUCAAAUUAAUCUCAACAAUGGUGAACAUUACCUAGCAGAUAAGCGAUUAGCAAUGAACCUUAACGACUACAACGUGGUGUCCAUCAUGUUCAAGUCUGGAAUGAUCAGUUUAAGUGUGAACGAUGAAGACGAGAAUCUCUACAGAACUAAAAUUGGGGCAGUUUAUAAUAAUGGAGAUAGAUUGGAUAUGACCAUUGGAAGCGUCGAAGGAUUUGACUCGUUUCAUGGAGGAAUUAGCGAUCUUAGUUUAAAUAACGGAAAACUACCAUUCACCUCCAAAACGGUAAAAGCCUUUACAAAAGUCGAAAUUGGACGCGAAGAUCCCCUCAUUCGUCCUACCACGGUUACCCUUAAGGACCUUAGUACAGUGACCAGUGAUGAGUCGUCGAUGCAAAACACGGAAGGGUGCGCUACCACAGCCAAUUAUGUGACAGAUCCGACAGCAAUCAGUUUCGGCGAUCAACCGAACAGCUUUUUAAAAAUCAAAACGUCAUUUUGGAAGAAGGACUUUAAGUUGGAGUUCGAAUUUCGGACGUUAUAUGAACACGGAACGAUAUUUGUUUCAGCUGGAAGCUCCGCACCUUUACAAUACAACUUGCUAGAAAUCAAAAACGGCCUUCUGAUCUUCCACGUAAACGGGAAACGGAAAAAAAUUCCCAAGAAUUGGCCGAUCACAUUUACAACGAAAGUAAAUGAUGGUAAAUGGCAUCGGGUAAAAUUGGUCAAAAAAAAUAAUAAGAAAUUGCAAAUUUGGCUGGAUGGUGAAGCGAAAAAACCAGUAAGGAUCCCUAAGACAAACGUCAGGGCCGAAAUUUUCUUUGGAGGCAUCCCAAGGGAUUACGUGAUUUCGGGAGAUUUGAAGGAGAAAAUACGGCCUUUUAGAGGUUGCUUAAACAGUCUACAGAUAAACGAGGUACCUCAACUGUUGGGCAAAAACACCAAUGAUAUCAUCUACAGCAAUAUUAGGCAAUGUUUCCCUAAAAUUGAGGAGGGAGCCUAUUUUGGAGGCGACGCAUAUGCCAUCUAUAAAGAGGGAUUCCGUAUCAACAAAAUCCUAGAUCUAACAAUCCAAUUCCGUACCGCAGAACAAAAUGGAAUUCUGAUCACCAUUUCGAACGAUCAAAAUUAUCCGGCCUUAUCGGUUGAAUUGCAGAAUGGUGCCGUGGUAAUGGCCGUGGAUUUGGGCAAUGGAAUGCAAACGAACGUCACUAAUAAUCUGGACAGUGAUUUUGCGUUAUGCGAUAACAGAUGGCACGAGGUGCGAGCAAUGUAUUCCAGUUCUGAACUCACAGUCAACGUGGACGGCAUCAGAAAAAGUUGGGUGCAGAGCGACGUCGAUUCACUUAUGGAUGCGAUUAAUGCGCCGCUGUAUAUUGGAGGAUUACCAGAUAAUGCACCUGCAGGCACUUUAAAAACAAGAGAGAAUUUCAAAGGUUGCAUAAAAUCCGUAAAAAUCGAAAACGAAUCAAAAGACUGGACCGAAAUGGAGGAACUGAAUAGCGUCUUAUUAAGCUCCUGUCCUGUUGUACCUGAACACUGACAGAUAAAUUAAAAGCAUUAUAAACUGGUGCCAUCAGAUGAUUUAUUGUAAAUAUUCCUGAUUUUUAAUUAAAAUUAAUUAAAUGAAAGUAUUAUUUUACCAAUAAAUAGAAUGUCACGUGUAUUUAAUAGUCACUGCCAAUUUAAAUGUAUAUAAUUUAUUUUUUGUACAAAGUAUUAUUUAUGACACUAACAAAUAAUAUAGAGUUUUAAUUAGGUAAAUUUUAUUUGUAAAUAGAGUGUUUUGUAUAUAUUUACAUGUAGGAAGUAGUAAAUUUAUUUAUGUAAUAAAUUUUUUUACAAGUCUUUAA